AUGUCUCCACAGGAGCUUCAAGACGGCCUUGCUGUGAGCGGUGGCCAAUAUCUUACGAACCACGCUGGGGCGAUCUCGCGUCUGCGGAGCUGCCUGUCAGAGUUGCGGGGUACCCCGAGCACCGCCCUCACCGACGCCCAAGGAGAAGGAAGCUGUGACUCAGAACUUCGCGGACUUCUGGCGAAUAUAUUUAGCGCUCUUCUCGUCGAGCGCGACCGCAACUUGUCGAGCUUGCGUGCUCGAUUACUUGACGGGGAUAUCUCACCUUCCUCCCCUGAUUACCAUGACUUUCCCGAAACCUACCAUCACGAACUCCGCUGGAAUAUCUGGAAGUUGUAUGGCCGCAUCGUCCUGGGUAUUUUACCCCCGAUGAUCUGCUUGAUCAACGGCCUGCCGCUCGAAAUACUCGAGAGAAUCUUCGGGUUCACAAAUCGGCCGUCGAUCGGUCGAGACGCCGGUUCCCUCAAGAUCACAUACGUUGCGCAGACCUGGGAUGCGUCCAGCCACCUGCCCCUUCGUAUGGUCUGCAAGUACUGGAGCCACUCUGUCCUCGGCCUACCGGUCGUAUGGUCGCGCAUGAUUCAAGGCUUUGGCGAUGACUGGACUAGGCAGGCGCUCCAACGGUCCCGCAAUUGCGACCUAUCGAUCGAGCUCGACCACCGCCAUUUCUCCAGGUCGAUGUACGGUCAUCAUCUUCUAGACUCUGCUCAACUCAUCCUGGCUCACGCUCCGCGCUUCCAUCUUCUCGUCCUCAACGACCUCACAUGGGAUGCAUUGGCCCAGGUUACUUCAUCCCUAGGCAACGUUGUCAUGUCACGACUAGCAACCUUAGCCAUCAUUGGUCAGGGGCACGAGACCCGCCUUCCAGAGCACGUCUUCGCAAGUGUUCCCCCUCCAGUACUUCGAGCAUUCACAGCGGUGAACUGCAGACUAUAUCCUGCAUGUCCCGUCUUCCGAGCUCGCCUCACACGCCUGAUCCUUGUUCGUUGCGAGAUCUGGACGUCAUUAGACGACAUGCUGGAUACCCUACAAGACCUACCGACGCUGGCGCACUUCGAUUGGCGUCCGUCUUUGAGCUAUGCGCUCGAGGGAGGUCGCUUUCUCUCCGCUACGAGGCAUCAGUCGGCCGUCCCGCUACCUCAUCUGAGACAUGUUGUCUUGGAGUGCCCAGCAGGCUCAUUCGGCGCCAUCUUACAACAGUUAUCCUUGCCAGCUCACUGCCACAUCCGCGUCCUCGAUGUCCACAGCAUGUCCGGUGAUCAUCUGCAUGAUCCGCGCGUUAUAGAAGACGUAGUCCAUGCGCUUGACAUCUCUGUAGGAGUGCACUGCUCCCGCUUCCACCUACCGAGUCGUGGGAGUGGGAUCUAUUCUCUCGCUCUCAUAGACCUGAUGGCGUUCGGUCCAGGAACCAACGCAGUCCUGGUUCAUGGUUCAACGACACCCGACCUUCCCAGCGACCACUUGGAGCAUCAAAGUCACAUACCCGACGCGUUCACUUUCACCAUCGCUCUAUGCGCUCCUGACUCUAUGGCGGUGAAUGGCGAACGUGAAACCGUUACUCUUCAUGACGAUAUCAUCCGUCGUGUCAUGGAGCAUAUCUUGGCGUGGUCGUCGCUGCGCAGGACGGUCCGAAAGCUUGUUACCAACUAUGCAGCCCUUGACCUGCCGCAAAUGUGGCGUCCUAUUCUGCUGCUCGUACCGCAGCUCGUGGAGCUACACCUCGGAUACAGCUCGAUCUCGAACGACUCUUCAAUUGUUCGUGGACUCGCCGCCGCCCUCCUCGCCGAUAUGAACGUUGUACCGAGUCUGCGCAGGGUGGUCUUGGGGCCCCUGGCCUUCUUGGAUGCUGACGAUCGCGAUGAGCUAGUCGACGCUCUCGCCAGACGUCACAGUUCUUGUGGAUACCCUUCUUUAGUCGUGGUUUUGGUCAAUCCCGAGGAGUGGAUGGAAGAUGAUGAAAUCCGCGAACUCCAGACGUUGAUCGACGCAGCGAAUGUUGGUCGGGUGGAGGUGGAAGCAUGA
Messenger RNA from Peniophora sp. CBMAI 1063, 2022 nucleotides. The record is from the annotation of a GenBank genome assembly. NCBI's taxonomy places the organism in Eukaryota, Fungi, Basidiomycota, Agaricomycetes, Russulales, Peniophoraceae.